CCCCGCCAGGCGCGGCUCCAGCAGGGGAAGCGGCGGCGAAAGCUCCGGCUCCAGUCCCGCGGAGGCGAGACGGGCAUCGCCGGGGCUGCCAAGUGCGGACAAUGAUUCCACCAGGAGAAUGCCUGUAUGCUGGGAGGAAAAGACGAAAACCCAUCCAGAAACAGAGGCCCACGCAUGCGAAUGGGAAGUCUAACCCUUCAAAAAGACACAGAGAUCGCUUGAAUGCUGAGUUAGAUCACCUGGCCAGUCUCCUGCCUUUCCCACCGGACAUAAUAGCUAAACUGGACAAACUCUCCGUCUUGCGUCUCAGCGUCAGUUACCUUAGAGUCAAAAGCUUCUUUCAAGCUGUUCAGGAGAAGUGUUUGAAAAAGCACGCAGGUCAUGAAAUAAAGGAAGUUGACAUGCUCAAGGAGCCUGCCAUACCAGAAGGCGGAUUCUUACUGGAGUCACUGAGUGGUUUUGUUCUGGUGGUGAGUGCUGAUGGAAUGAUAUUCUAUGCAUCACCAACAAUUGUGGAUUAUCUAGGAUUUCACCAGACUGAUGUAAUGCACCAAAAUAUAUAUGAUUACGUUCAUGUGGAUGACCGGCAAGAUUUCUGCAAACAACUACACUGGGCCAUGAAUCCGCCACAACUCAUUUCUGGACAACAUAUGCCAACGGAGUCAGGAGAAGAAUUCAUCCUUAAUGAAAUGUUUAAAGCACAGGAGGGUAACAGUACGCCAUCAGACUUUUCAUCCUUUUUAACUCGGUGCUUCACUUGUCGAAUUCGCUGUCUUUUAGACAGUACUUCUGGCUUCCGUGCGAUGCACUUUCAAGGCAAACUGAAAUUUCUCUUUGGGCAGAAAAAGAAGUCCUCCUCAGGAGCAAUAUUACACCCUCAGCUGUCCUUAUUCUGCAUAGUGGUGCCACUUCUGCUUCCUUCUGUGACUGACAUGAAGCUAAAAAGCCUUUUUGUGAAAUCAAAAUGCAGAUCUGAUCAAGCAGCCACAACAGAUGCAAACUCAAAGGCUACUUCUGAACAGUAUAUGGCUGAUCUUCAUAGAAGCAAUGCUUUCCAAGAAGGAAAGAAUAAUAGAGAAAAUGGAAUUUCUCUGAAGAGACUGCAAGCAAACGAAGACCAUUGGGUUUGGAUACAGGCCAGUACUCAAGUUCAAUACCGAAAUGGUUCUUCAGAAUACGCCAUUGCUCUACAGCAAGCUCCCAAGGAAGACUGUCAUCAGAAGAUAGCAAGCAGCACCGCAAACACGAAAAGGAACAGGGAAAACCUUGUACAGAUGAAGUAUAGUAAGUGGGCCCCAAGGAAAAAAGAGCAGGACAGCAUAAAAGUCAAGUUUGAACCUUGUACGGAUGACGAAGAAUGUUUUAUUCAGCAAGAACUUGUCGGUCCUACUGCAUCGCUAUUCGGUACUCAAUACAGUAACAACAGAAAUGGCAUUUCGACUUCAGUGAAUCCAUCAAAUUACUGUUCUAGAAGUCAGCGUAAUGAGACUACAUGUUCAAGCAAAACUCCUAGACCUUUCUACAAUAGAGACCAACGGCUCUUUAGUUUAUCAUCAACCUGUCCUUCUCCCUGGGGUGGCACAGAAAAUUGCCAGCCUCAUCCAAGCUUGCAGCAGUACACAACACAAAGUUAUUCUGGAGAAUACAUGAAGUUACAAUGUCCAUUAGUAUCCUCAGAAACUCCGUACAACACGGGGUUGGCUCAUAACAUCAAAACUGAAUACGAUUCAGAUUCUGAAAAUAUAGAUGCUGUUUCAGCAAGUCGGGUCUGGAUUGGUGAAAACAGCACAAGGAAAAAGCAAGCGAUCCGUUUUCCUACUAGGGUUCACCUCAAAACAGAACUGGACCUCAGUGAGCAUCUGUCUCCUUGCCAAACCCCAAAGCAGUGUGUUUAUCCGCCGUAUAACUGGCAACACAUUGUGAUGCACCAUCCCAACCUCAGCAGAAGUGGACCUGGCAAAGGAGUUCACAGCAAGGAGAUAGUUCCUCUGAGCUCCCAAAACUCCGUCUGCGCAGAAGCAAUGGAGGGUGCACAAGACACACAUUACUGGAAUGAAUUUUAUAAUCCCAGUUUAGUAGAAGAGAGGGGGCUGAAUAGGCAAGUUCUGAAGAUGCAGUGCGAAUUUAAAAACCCCAGCUUUAUUCAGACAGUCAAACACGAGCCCUUAGAGUCUUCUCGCAUGUCUGGCAGAGUACAAACUACUUUUCCUGAAAGCACAUUAGCCGGCUCUCAACCUCAUAAAAUAAUGGGAUGUGCAUUUUCACAACAAAUGGUAUAGGUGUGCUUCCAAAUGUUCACAACUGCCUUGUUAGUGCAGAGAUGGGACAAAAAAGGAAGUUUCUCAUUAAUAGGGCACUCCCCAUUACAGGGAUUUAAGGAUCUAUUUGACAUUGUUUUGGGGCAACACAGUGUCCUAGCCAUGGUUAGCCCUCCUUAACUUAAGGAUAGUGUGUGAUAGGUACCCAUAUAUAUAGUACCGAACAUCCACAAAACAUGACAGAGAAGUGGCCUUAAUAUUCAUAAAAGCACUGUACAAUAUUAUUGCAGGUAAUUCCCUACUGAAAUUGAAGGCCAAUUUAAAUGCCUGUUUUAAGAAAAAGAAAAUGUGUGCAUAAAACAACAUAGCACUUAAUUUCUCUCUGCUGGUAAUUCUUUAGCUCCCAGGUAGUUCGAGCAUCUCUCUUGUGCUAUUCAAAAAUAAAAAAAUUAGUCCCAUAUGAACAACAGGGAUGCAAAAGGCAUACUUCUCUAUUUCCAGUCUUUUAGGCUCCAAGCAGGAGAAGUUAAAAAAGAGAGAAGUGGGUAUCAUAGGAAACGGAGUCUCUAUGGACACAAAGUAGGGGAUUACUGCAAUCCUAACUGGAGAUGGGGCAUAAGAGUAGGGAAGAUCUCUAAUCUGCCUGGGCCAGCUUUUAAAGGUAUGGUUGCUGAGGAUGUUUGGCUAUUAUGGUUGCCUCUUAAUAAAUUGUAAUUUGUGUCUGGAACCCCUGAUCCUACAGAUCAGCAUAUUGCAGUGGCAUAAAUGGUGAUUAGCACUGUUUCUACUCAUGCUGCUCAGGAAACCCCAGUUUAUUUCCUUCCAGUUGGAAGUGCCUGGUGCUUCUAUGAAACAUGAGGGCAGGUGUUAGUCCAACUGUUAGCGCUGCUUCAGUUUGUUGGGGUAUGCAACCAUCAGACAAAAGUUGAAGCCAAAGCCUAUGGGCUCCGGGGAUGGGGCGUGAACGAUAAUACAGAACUGUAAAACAUGAUUUAACUUGAAUAUCUCCUUGCUGGCAUUUGUAUUGUAAUGCUUUGCUUUCCAGUCAUAUUUUAUAUGGAAUAUAAAAUUGCAUCUCUGCAAAGCUUCUAAUG
Molecule: messenger RNA, 3352 nt
Organism: Podarcis raffonei (Aeolian wall lizard)
Lineage: Eukaryota; Metazoa; Chordata; Lepidosauria; Squamata; Lacertidae
Gene: AHRR
Product: aryl hydrocarbon receptor repressor
Exons: 11
Coding region: 102-2279 (725 amino acids)
Biological process (GO): regulation of transcription by RNA polymerase II
Cellular component (GO): aryl hydrocarbon receptor complex; nucleus
Molecular function (GO): protein dimerization activity; transcription cis-regulatory region binding; nuclear receptor activity
Source: RefSeq, a predicted model, not a curated record